Messenger RNA from Syngnathoides biaculeatus (alligator pipefish), 5796 nucleotides. It is a transcript of the gene ly75, whose product is annotated as lymphocyte antigen 75. The coding region runs from base 193 to 5376 and encodes 1727 amino acids. The transcript is spliced from 35 exons. The record is from RefSeq and is a predicted model, not a curated record. NCBI's taxonomy places the organism in Eukaryota, Metazoa, Chordata, Actinopteri, Syngnathiformes, Syngnathidae. Gene Ontology annotation, molecular function: signaling receptor activity.
GAAGAUCGUUUCACAUCCUGAACUUGUCGGCGUUAUCGGCGCAACAUUGGACAGUUAUCAGGGUGGCCCACUUUUUUUUUUUUCAUAUUUCACUUUCGAUUUACAUUAAAUGAAAGCGCGAGAAGUAUUCUUUUCACAGCUUUGAAUCUCAACGGACCCCGCCAUAUAUGUGACGGGACGACGUCGCUGAAAAUGUUGCGAGCGGUGGGACUCGGUUUGUUGUUGGUGUUGGGGACAAGUCCGACUUUUGUGGAGGACGCAUUCACCAUCCAGCACUCUAUCACAGCGGAGUGUUUAUCCGCUCAGGACUCGGGAAGUUUGGGUGUUGGGGCCUGUGACGCCAACAGCACGUCCCACUUGUGGAAGUGGGGCUCGGCUCACCGGCUCUUCCACGUGGACACCGCCCUCUGCUUGGCGCUGGACGUCCACUCCAAGUCUUUGUCGCUGGUCGACUGCGGCUCGGACGGCCAGCUGUGGUGGCGCUGCCGAGACGGCGCUGUGUUCACCGACUACCAAAUGGGCUUGGAGGUCAGCGGAGGCCAGCUGGUCGUCAAACGGAACAGCCGUGACGUAUGGGUGAGAGGAGGAUCUCUGGAAAGCAUCUGCCAGACGGCGUAUCGCAUCAUUCACACCACGGGCGGGACUGCUGCUGGCGCUCCCUGUGAGUUCCCCUUCAAGUACAACGGAAGCUGGCACCACGGAUGCCUCCCAGAUGCCGACGUGCAGGGACUCUCAUGGUGCUCCACGUCGUCCGACUAUGAUCAAGACCGACAGAUGGGAAACUGUCUACUACCUGAGGAUGGUUGCCAGACGCUGUUUACCGGGCCGGAGGGAAACUCCUGCUACGAGUUUGUUCACGAUGCCGCCGUGACCUGGCAGCAAGCGCUAGAUUCCUGUCGGAGCCAAGGUGCAGAUUUGCUCAGUGUCUCUAGCCCGGAUGAUCUCCACUCCUCUACAUUUUUAGACGGCCUCAAGGUGAUGCCCCAGAGAAUGUGGAUCGGCCUCCACCAGUUGGACACAUCUCAGGGCUGGCAGUGGUCAGACGGCUCCCCGCUCUCGAUCCUGCGCUGGGAAGCAGGAAUGCCCCCCGCGUCCCUAAUAAUUGAGUCAGACUGCGGCGUCUUAAACUCCAAGCUGAACUACGAAGCCGAAUCAUGCAGCAAACUCCUGCCGUACGUCUGCAAGAAGACAGUCAACGCCACUCAGUCAACGCAAACAGAGUCCCUCAUGUAUAAAGACACGGUGUGCGCUCCUGGUUGGGUGCCAUGGAACGGCUGGUGUUACAAGUUAGUGAGAGACAACCCUUCGAACUUCACCGCCGCGCAGCAGUAUUGCAACCGCACCGAGGGGGGAAGCUCUCUGGCCAGCCUCCAUUCCAUCGACACCAAGGAGAUGAUCAGCACAAGUUUUGCUUCGGGUGGACCGUGGUUGGUUGUUUGGAUCGGUCUGGUCGGAGAGGGCGGGAAUCCUGCUGUCUUUAAGUGGGUGGACCAGUCACCAGUCACCUUCACGUUCUGGAGUCCGAAUGAGCCGGUGCAGCCUUCGCAGGACAAGAGCUGCGUGUUCUACUCCGCGUCUCACGGUUGGCACGUUGGCAGCUGUUCUGAGACGCUAGCGUUCAUGUGUCAGACAAAAGGAGAAGUCAGCCAAUCAUCGGGGACGGCUGGAUGUCGCUUUGAGGAUGGAUGGAGGAGACACGGCAACUCUUGUUACAGAGUGAACACCACGCAGGUGUCCUUCAAAGAUCGCUGUAACCUCACCAUAAGAAACAGGUUUGAACAGGCCUUCAUUAGCCGUCUGCUCGGCGAUUAUAUCAGGAAGACGCCUCAGUACUUCUGGAUAGGACUGCAGGAUGUUUAUAACACAGGAGAGUAUCAGUGGCACGGCCAGAAUGAGUCCUAUGCCGAAGUUACAUACACCAAUUGGGGCUCUUCGGAACCAGAGUGGGAUGGAGGUUGUGCUGUGAUCUCCACUGCGAACCACCUUGGCAAGUGGGAAGUGAAAAACUGUACCGUCUUUACGGCCGGCACCAUUUGCAGGACGGACCUCAGUCCUGUUGUGCCACCAGAACCGGAGCCGGACCCCAGCUUGCCGUGCCCGGACGGAUGGGUUUCCUUACAAAACUCUAAAUACUGCUAUAAGGUGUUCCACAAGGAGAGGCUCAGUCGUAAGCGGUCGUGGGAGGAAGCUGAGAGGUUUUGUCAGGCCUUUGGUGCCAACCUGCCGAGUUUCACCAACUUGGACGAGAUGCGAGCGAUCCAUGGAAUCAUAAGAGAAACCAUCAGUGACGAUCGCUACUUCUGGGUUGGCCUGAACAGAAGAAACCCAGCCGACCGCUCCUGGGUGUGGAGUGACGGCCGACCUGUAUCCAUGCAUGUUUUACAUCACGACUUACAUGAGGAUGACGCAUACAGUCGGGACUGCAUUGCAUUCAAGACGAUGAAGAGAACCUUGAAGGAUUUCCUGAUGUUUUUACUCCACGACCGUCUUACCGCAUCUUUCUAUGGAUCGCCAUUUCACUGUGAUGCCCGGCUGGAAUGGGUCUGCCAGCUCCCUCGCGGAAAGACACCAAAGUAUCCAGACUGGUACAAUCCAGGUGCGCACCACGAGACGUCCAUCUUCGUCGACGGCGGCGAGUACUGGUUCGUGAAUGAGCCUCGCCUGACUUUUGAGGAGGCCAUCCUGUUUUGCAACAUGAACGGCAGCAAGCUGGCGACCCCGCCGAGCUCCACUGCUGCCCGAGUCAUCCAAAAAAACAUAGAAAAGAUGUCGAGUUCUCCUAAGCAAGGCUGGUGGGUCAAUCUGAGAGAUCCUCAGCGGAUGUUUCCCAUGACGCAACCGCGGCUACACUUCUAUUACUCAGUUCUCUUCGGCAGAUGCACCUCCAUCAGUUCUGAGAGCUCCUAUCCAAAGUACGAGCACAGUUGCAGGCAGCGCUUGCCCUUUGUGUGUGAAAGGCUCAACGUCACCUACGUGGAGAACAACCCUCUGGAGCCUCAUCCCGGAGGCCUGCCAUGUGGAAAUAACUCCCUGGCCUUCAGAAAUAAGUGCUACACACUGCUCCAGAACGCGAAGCCAGUGUCAUUCAAGACCGCCAAUGAGGUGUGCCUGUCAGUGAGGGGAACCCUGGUCACCAUAGCGGACCAAGUGGAGCAAGACUUCAUCACCAGCCUGUUGCCAAGAAUGAAGAACAUGGGAGGCAUUUGGAUUGGUCUCAAACACAAACUCUACAAAAUGGAAUGGUUGGACAGGUCGCCGGUGAAUUACGUCAAUUUCCAUCCGCUGCUCGUUGGAAUGCACAAGGACAUAAAAGUCUAUUCGCAAGAGCCAGACGAUUUGGGUUUGUGUGUGUAUUUAGUCAAUAACCAUAAUUCAGCUGUGAUUGGUACCUGGGACUACACCGCCUGCAGCCAGUAUCAAUACGGAGCCCUUUGCCAACAUUAUGCUGAUGUACCGGAGGAGCCAUCCGUCACGUCGGACCCCUUCCAGGUCAACAACCACACCUUCCGGCUACUUGUCCGGAACCUCACCUGGUCCGAAGCCUCGGCGGAGUGCAUGAAACUGGACAUGGAUCUGGCGAGCGUGGACGACACCUUCAUCCAGUCAGCGCUCACUGUGCAUGUGAGCCGGGCGCGUACGCCCAUGUGGAUCGGCCUCGUCAGUCAAGACGAUGGGAUCCACUACCGCUGGACGGACCACAGUCACACCGUCUUCAGUCGGUGGUCUUCCGAGGUCACCGCAGGCUCCUGCGUCUACCUGGACACCGACGGCUUCUGGAAAGCCACCGAGUGUGAGCAGGAGCUCGGCGGCGCCAUCUGCCACCGACCGCACAAAGAAAUCAUAACCCCAGCGGAGGACGUUGCAGUGAAGUGCCCCCACAAAAUCAACGGGCCAAACUGGAUCCCCUUCAAGAACAACUGCUACGCCUUCCAGCUGGCCGCAUCCAGAUGGCAGCGGGUGGACCAAGGCCCGGUCCGCCAAACCUGCGUCAACCUUCACGAAGGCGCCGACAUUCUGACCGUCCGGAACGCCGAGGAGAACGAGUUCAUCAGGCAGCAACUUCUACCGUUUCAAAACUUGGUGCAGUUCGUGUGGCUCGGCCUGUACAAGAACACGACCGGUGGGAACCAGCUGAAGUGGUACGACGGCACAAACGUCCAAUAUUCCAACUGGAGGGACGGCAGGCCGGAGGUCGCCGGCGACUUCAUGGCAGGUCUCAGUCUCCAAGGCAAAUGGGUCCUGAUCACAAACCAAAUGUUGUUCCCCGAGUUCAAGCAAAGAGCCAUCGUCGCCUGUAAACUAGAUAAAGAACCAAAACAGGAGUACUCCAAGUCCACCAGGGACUUUCAGCAGUUUGGCAAUUUAAGCUACGAGGUGGUGACGCGACGCGGGCUGACUUGGUACCGGGCUCUGGAGGAGUGCGCUCGGCGUGGAGGUCACCUGGCCAGCGUGCACGACGCGCGGCAGAGUGCGCACGUCAAGCUCCUCGCGAAGACCGACGGCUUCCCGCUUUGGAUUGGCCUGUCCAAGCAGGAGGCCGGGGGGGAGACCUACGAGUGGUCCGACGGGACCGGGUACCAGUACAAAGUGGACAUCUCGCAGUCUCUGGAGGGCUCCAGCGCCGACGAGGGAGAGACGGGCUGCGUCACGGUGACGCCCUCCGGCGCCUGGGUGCGGACCGGCUGCCGCUCGCUGAUCGAUGGCGCCGUCUGCUACACCGCCAACAUCAGCACCCCAUCCCAGAGAGCCAAGUUGCAGGCGACGGCCAAGACCAACAAGUGCCCUCAGAGCAACGGCACGUCCAAGUGGGUGCAGCACGAGGGCCGCUGCUACGCCUUCGACAUGAGCUUCUACAACUACAGCGUCUACGACAUGCGGCGGGCCAAGCGCAUCUGUCAGGACCUGGACGCUCAACUGCUGUCGGUGAAAAGCAAAGAGGAGAACGACUUCGUGGCCAAGUAUAUAACGGACGACCCGCUCAUCACCAGCCGGGUGUGGCUCGGCGUCGGCCUCGACGCGCAAGGCGCCCCAACGGCCUGGGAGGACGGUUCGGUGCUGUCCUACACCAACUGGAAGUCGGGCGCCCUGCUGAGCGCGGGGAAGCGGGACGAGGCCCCGUGCGCCGUCCUGGACGGCGGCAGCUGGGGCGUCGUCAGCUGCGACGGGAGCCUCAGUCGCGUCGUCUGCCAAACCGACGCCGAGUCGUUUGGUUCUCCCGUGGCGGUGGUCUUCUUCGCGGUGGCCGUCCUCGCUCUGGCGCUAGCCGCGGCCUUCAUCGUGUACAAAAAGAAGCGGGACCACUUCUCCUCUUCGGUCCGCUACAAGAGGACUACGGACCAGACGGACACCACCAGCAUCCUCACAGAAGGCGACUGAGCCGCGCCGGAGGGGUCGCCUCAAAGUGGGGGGGGGGGUGAUUUGGGGCCGACGGCGCCCCGCCCCUUUUAAGUCAUGUAUUUAUUUAUCUUAUCAAGUCUCCCACCUGCUUCGAUGAAGAGCGUAAAUGUGAUUUGAUUUCAAAUGUGCAAAAAGUACAGUGAACCUCGCAGCUAUCGCAGCAGCGAUAUGAACAAAAACAAUCUUUGGUGACGGAAGUACGUCGGAGCUUUUGAUUGGCUGAAAUGGAGACGACGGCCGUUUGGUUUUGCCGGGGUAGGAAACGCCGUUAAAGAGGAGUACGGGGAACUUGAGCGUUUACAUCCGGGAGACCUCAGUGCUUCCUGGAGAAACAGGAAAAGUAUGAAAUAUAUAAACACAUACCUUGUUUGAAAAAAUAAAUAAACAAACAGAUACUGA